ACGACGUCGUUUCCAUCUCUAUGGUCGGUUAAUCAAAAUCCCGAAUUAUGGUAAGAAAAAGCAAAAUAGCUUUCAAAGAGCUGCUGAAACAGUCGGUCGGAAGAUAUACCGCUGAAAUCUGCUGAGAACAGGAGCAAUUUCCGGUUCAAAUUAUCAGGGAGAGGUAUCGGACGAGCUCGUCGCCGGCAAAUCCAAGCGCGAAAUCUCGAGUGAACAAGGCGCUUGAAGGGAGAAGGAGACGUAGAGAAACAAGUCAGCGAAGGAGGCACAACUGAGACGGGAGUCGCGGCGGCGUGCGAGGACGCCCGAAGAGCGGAGUCGGAGAUUCCAACUUUGUCCUCGAUUCAUCCUUAUUUUUUGCCCGCGGCGGAAGAAAUUCCUCACCCGGAGCUUAAAACUGAGGACGAGCAGGCUGUAAUCGUGUGCUAAUAAGUGGAAGAAGAAAGACCUAGUGGCUGGCCAUUGCAAGGUUAGUCCAUUCGUUGCUAUCUUCACUAUUGAACUCAUUUCUUUCCUUCUUUUAAUUAAAUUUCUGCUUCUGACUAUAGUUUGCUAGUUAUCAGUGUUCUGUUACCUUCGAAUCUUUUUUUUUCUUAAUGAAUUACUGCUAAGUUUUAUUCAUCGAAAGGAAGUUCAUCCAUAAGUAAUGGACUUGCUCCAAUGAUAAAGUACAAUAAAGGUGGCUGAAGGUACAUAUGCAAACACUAGAAACAAGUUGUUAUGGUGGCUCAAAUGGGUUUUGGCUUGUGCCAUACAACAUCAAAUGUAGGGAUUGAAGUUCUUGUUGAGAUAGUUUGUUGCUACUAUCCAACCAUGAGCAAAUGAUGUAGUUGAUUCUGUUGGAUAGAGUGGCGCUGCUUGUGUAGUGAUCACGACUCACGAGAAAGUCUAGCAUUCCACUCAGUCCAUAAUAACUAGAACACUGCAUGUGGAAGUGGCCAGAAAGUAUUUGACAAUCUGCAACCUUUGGUGACGUUUGACCAUUGAACUAGUAGCUCGCUGCAACUACGAGGUAGAGGGCCAGCAAGAUUGAGUCGAAAGAGAGAGAAGUUCCGUACCCUGGAAGAGUAGCUGCAGGGGAGAAGUAAGUGGUCUGCUGUCUCUUCUGAAGCAAAUCAAAGACAACAAUGAUUGAGGAGAAUCCACCCUCGUAAUCGAAAUUGAACGGUUGUCAGGAUUUUUCUCCGAAAGCCAACCAACUGAAAAUUGUGACUUUGGUGGGUACCAUCGGCUGCCAAUGGAUUUUGCUGGGAAUGACGAUCCAAGGCCAGGAAAGAGAUCUCGAGUCAAUUCCUUAUAGCAGAGGCUGAGAAGGCAUCCUCCUGCAAAGUGGAUUACCUUCGAAUCGUAUUUGCCUCUGUAAUAUUGGCUUCUAAUUGAAUGUUGCUUUUUUUCCAUUGAAAGUGAUUUCAGAGAGGGAAUUAUAUUUUCCAUUUUGAUUAUCUUUCCUGUGAAAUUGAACUAUGGAGGCGUUAAGCUGUUGAGAUUAAUUAGGUUUCUGGGGAGCUCCAUGUUUAGGGUUUUUUUUUUUGUGUGGAUAGACUUGUGAUAGUUCAUUGUGAUUUAUUAGGGUUGGCAGUGUUAUAAUUGUGCUUAAUGAUGUUUUGCAGAGGACAGGCUUCGGUGAAGCUGUGAUUUUUUGCCCAUUAAUCCGGCAAUGGCAGAUUCAGGAGAAUCUCAACAGCCUGAACAAAUAUGCAGCUUUUUCAGAAAGCCAACUAAGGGGAAGAACAUCAGGAAGAGAGCAGUAGAAGACGAUGAUGCCGAGGAUCCAAAAACCGACAGCUCUUUCUUAAACAAUCAGAAGAAGGUGUCAAAGUCUGAUAACAAGCUAUACUUCUCGACAGGACCUUCCAAGAGCUCAAAGCCAUCUGAUUCCAACUCGGACAACAAUGAGAAAUCCAUCUUUCAGUUUCAGUCUUCAAAGGAAAUUCAGGUACAAAAUGACAGUAGGGCAACAUCAACUCUGGAAACCGAGACAGACUUUGGAAGAGAUGCAAGGGCAAUACGUGAAAGAGCUCUUAAGAAAGCAGAGGAGGAUCUGAAGGGUAACAAACAGAUUUCUUCAGGCGGCAAUGAGAAGCUAUACAAAGGAAUUCAUGGGUAUACAGAUCACAAAGCUGGAUUUAGAAGAGAGCUAACAAUCGCAAGUGAGAAAGCUGGUGGAUCACAUGGGCCACUUAGGGCAUCUGCAAACAUCAGGGUCUCAGCAAGGUUUGAUUAUCAGCCGGAUAUAUGUAAAGAUUACAAAGAGACCGGUUACUGUGGUUAUGGAGAUUCUUGCAAGUUUAUGCAUGAUCGAGGGGAUUACAAGUCUGGAUGGCAAAUGGAGAAUGAGUGGGAUGAGGCAGAGAAGGCAAGGAAGAGGAAAUUAGCUAUGGGUGCGUUGGCCAAGGAGGAAGGUGAAUUUGAUGAAGCCAAUGAUGAUGACGACGAUGAUGACGAGGAUGCGCUGCCAUUUGCAUGUUUCAUUUGUAGGGAGCCUUUUGAAGAUCCUGUUGUGACCAAGUGCAAGCAUUACUUCUGUGAACAUUGUGCUCUAAAGCAUCAUUCCAAGAACAAGAAAUGCUUAGUCUGCAACAAGCCGACGCUGGGUAUUUUCAACACUACUCAUGAAAUACGCAAGAGGAUGGCAGAGGCGAACAAAUGAUCAUGCUGGCUUGCUGCAGAUGCUGUAUCGGCUGAUCACUUUUUGAGUCCCUGACACGGGCUGUUGCAUCUUCCCGGCUCAUGACACUUCGAGCAAUUUCAUUUUAAGAGAGUUAUUAGUGAUCUAGUAUGAUACCUUCGCAUUGCGAGUAUACCAUGUAAUCAAAAAGUUGAUCUGCAGGCUUCUGGAGUCCUGAUUUGCUUGUAUUUCGUAGACAGUUCUUUUCAUGUCUACACUGAUACGAUUGCGAAUUUCAUCCUCCAAUUAAAUUUCAACCAAAUAGGUGCAUGAAAGAUCUUAAGGGGUUGUUUGGAUUAGGAAAUGUGGGUAGGGAUUUUGUCACAAUUUCUUGUCAUUAGGGAUUUUGUCACAAUUCUUUGUUUGGAUAGGAAAAUGAAAAUGAGGGAUUUGAGUCACUAGGAAUUUCGAAAAUCCUAUCAUUAGAGAAUUUAAAAUAGCUGAUGGACCUCAGAUUUUUUGAAAUCUCUUGCCUAUUUUUUUCCAACCUUCCUAAUUUAUCCCUCCCUAUUUUUUGGUAUUACUUUCUUACCCUCACUCUUUAUUCAAUGACCCACCACUUCCAAUUGUCUAGAACCAGAAGUUUGCACAGGCCUACCAUACUUUGUGCUUUAAAUAACUGUUAAUAUUGGGGGUCGUGGAGAUUCGAACACACGACCACUUGGUCAAACCAGCUCUGAUACCAUGUCAAAACCAGUUGCUCCCAAUAACUCGAGUUGUUGGGAGAAAGUUCUGUUGGAUCUUAUACCACUCUCUAACACCAAUCUCUCUUUCCCAUCUACAUCUCUUUCUUCCCUCCCGAUACGAGAAGCUGCAAGCAGAGUUUCAACCUCACAUCAUUGGCGACUGUAGCGGAGAUAAACCUAGCGACGUCGGCAACUGCAGCGGAGUUUUACCACCAGCUCCGAUCUACACCGACGUUGACGGUCGUCUUAAAGUCCGUCCGAUCUCCAUUUUCGAUCUCGCCAGCUUUGCGUGGGAUUUGUGCUUCGGACUCAACCAACUGAAGCUUGGAAUCAGUUUAGGACUGAUUUGGUCUCAGAGAUGUGGCAAACUCGACCUGCUAGAUUUCGAGCUUCGUCUUGAGUUUGAUUCAUUGUUGUUUGGCUGUAUUCAUUAAAUAUUGAGGACUUGUUCAGUUGUAAUGGUUAAUACAUGUUCAGUUGUAAUUCAAGGUAGUUGUUUUGACAAGUAGACAAAAUUGGGAUCCCCUCUUUGCCCCUCCUUUUUUGUGUUAGUGUUUUCACUUCUGAAAUAUUACUACUACUCAGUUUUGGAUUGUGAAAGAAGUUGAAAGUUUUAGAUGAAUCCCAUGAAUUUAUCUAAAUAUUGGAUCAUGGCAUAAUAGCUUUUCUGUUGUUUUAAACUUGAUGCUUAAUUUGAAUGGAGGCUGUGUUCGGCGCAGUUGGGUUGUUAUUUAAUGAAUGCCUAUUUGGUCGCAGACUCGCAGUGUUUGAUCCGUCUAUGGACCAACUUUUGCUUUUUGUCAGUGAUUCUCAUGGCUAGUAGUAGUCUCAAUGAUUGAUUUUUGCUUCGCUGGGUGCAGACCUGUUAGUAUGAGCCGCAAGUUCCUCUCGACAUGAUCGAAAUAGAAAUCGGGACUUAUCUAAGCUCGUACCAAGUACUAAGUAUAUUGUUUGCUGGCUUUAGUUGGGCAUUAAGAAACACCUAGGUAAGCCACAAGGAUAAGCUCUUGCACACGCAGGGUAAGAUAUGUAUGCAAAUUGCAAAGCCCUAUAAGCAGUGAUCAUUUGUUUCCCUCCUUUUCAAUGUCCGUUUAAGAUGCCUGCUUUAUUGUAGUCUAGUUGAAGCUGAUAUUGAUUUAGUUGUUAAUCUUGUUUCCAUUUGUAAUGAAUACAAUGUUCUAUU
Molecule: messenger RNA, 4537 nt
Organism: Linum trigynum
Lineage: Eukaryota; Viridiplantae; Streptophyta; Magnoliopsida; Malpighiales; Linaceae
Source: the annotation of a GenBank genome assembly